UUCAGGGAAAUAGGAAGUGAUGUAACUAGCUUGCGAGGCAGGUAAUGUCGUGGAUAUAACCUCCAUGAGGGAGCACACCUUAUGAAAUAUACACUUCAGAGGAAAAUAAUUCCACAGACACGUAACCAAGCGUCGGUUUUACUGCAACGAUGCUGUGUUUGGGCGGAAAUGCGGUGAGGUCGUCGGUGUCUUCACAAAAGCUGUGCAUCCUGUCCCUGCUCCACAUGAGACCAGAUCAGACCUAUGUUUGCCCGGCUCGGUCUAUGAGACGUGGUACCGCUCGCUCCCUCUGUACUGGACCCGCUCCACCCGCUCCACCCAUACUCACUGCCCCCCCCGAGUGCUCUGACACAGAACCCAGUCCCUCCACCUGGUCUGCGGACCAGGGCCCGCCCCCAGCUCCCACCCACUGCUGCAUGAGUGGCUGCCACAACUGCGUGUGGAUCGAGCACGCGGAGCAGCUGCUGGCGUUCUACCACGACGGAGGCGACCGCGCGCUCGACGCCAUCGAGGACAACGUCCACGACGAGAACCUCAAAGCCUACCUCAAGAUGGAAGUCCGACUCCUAAAAAAGACGUGACAGAUUGACAGCCAGUGGCUUCGGUGACGGCGUUGCCAGGGAAACAUGAACCGACUGAGUGUAAGCACUCACACUCCAGUCACUGAUUUGACCCCAACGUCUUCAUGUCCUCCGGGGGUCACGCAGGUCACGUCUGCACAACGUAACAGGAAACGGACGCAUGCUAGCAGGUCGGCAGGUGACAGUGAAGGUAUCUGUUUCUCCUCUCCUGCCUGACACACAUCAGCUGGAGCCAAUCAUAACACAGGACAACAGCAAGGUUAUUCCAAGUUUAUUCAUUUUUUUACAAUUUGGAUCUAUUAUGGGAACUUUGUCCCUCAUUUCCUUUUAGUUAUAACAGUGUACACACCAAAGUAGUAGCUGAGACCUGGGACCAUGUGCCAUCAUUA
Etheostoma cragini (Arkansas darter) is the source of this 970-nucleotide messenger RNA. RefSeq names its product oxidoreductase-like domain containing 1 (gene oxld1). The record is from RefSeq and is a predicted model, not a curated record. The transcript is spliced from 2 exons. The coding region runs from base 150 to 581 and encodes 143 amino acids. Gene Ontology annotation, cellular component: mitochondrion. Lineage: Eukaryota; Metazoa; Chordata; Actinopteri; Perciformes; Percidae.